Molecule: messenger RNA, 815 nt
Organism: Exophiala viscosa
Lineage: Eukaryota; Fungi; Ascomycota; Eurotiomycetes; Chaetothyriales; Herpotrichiellaceae
Exons: 1
Coding region: 154-690 (178 amino acids)
Source: RefSeq, a predicted model, not a curated record
UUUCAAGUCAUCACAAAGUCUUGCCCCUGAUCAGUCCUCGACAACGCUACCUCUUCGUGUUCUACAGCGAUCAGCAUAGCUUCUUCUUCUCGUACAGACCUUCCAGACCUUCUCACGCUUCACAAACCGAUCUAUUCAAGUCCAGAAACCACAAUGGCACCAAAGAAGUCCACCAGAAAGGCCUCAAAGUCCUCAAAGACCUCCAAAACCUCCUCCGCCGGCACCACCAAGCCUGCCAGCACUCCCUCCGGUCCCUGGUCAGCUGCUCGCGUCCUGAACGGUUCUUCUCUUGUUGUCGCGAAAAACAUACACGCCUUCCUCGUCGCUGCAAUCUCUGGCUGGUCUACGGACUAUACUGAAGCCGAGAAACGUGCAAUCAUCGAUUCUCUUCCACCACGUCUUCGCCAAUACAAUGAGGACAUCUACGGCGCCUUGGUCUGUCCCCUGACUGCAGACAUGGUCCAGAAUGACGCCAACAUCAAGGCAGCAGUCCCCAAGUUCAAGCAGAAUGUGGCAGAGGGUUUCUACGAGCAGGGAUGGCAGAAUAGGGCCAGGAGGGCCAUGGAGGAGCGCCAGGAUGGGCGGUUUGAGGAGUAUUUGGAGGAGUUGGUAGAGGCAGCUUUUGGCGAGGCUGAGGUUGCCGGUGAGGCCGAGGAGGGCGACAGCGAGGAUGGAGAGUGGGAGGCCUGAUCGGGCGGGAGUGAACCAAGAGCACAAUAGCAGAUAAUUCGAGCAUCAUGAGCGAAAGGCUCCCAAACGUCAAUAAGAUGACUUUCCACCUCUGUCCAGGGUGUACUUCCUAAUUUCAAUGACUU